AGUAAGAAGAGUUGGGACUACAAAUUCGUAACAAUAAAUAUUUUAUAUUUUACUACAAUGAAAAUUAUUUCCAUAUUAUCCUUAGCCGUUUGUGUUGUAGCUACAAUGGCUAUGCCAUCAAAGGUCUCAACAACGUAUAAUGAUAAUUAUCCGGCUUUGAAAGAUGAACUGUGCAACGACCACGACUAUCGAACAGACAACUUCAAUUUAUUUGGGCAACUAAUUUAUCUACUUUUGACAUUACCAGACGAAGAUAACUAUACGAAAUUCAAUUGCCGUAAUUACUUAAGUAUUUCAAGAAAAGCACUGGCUGUACUUCUUCGACUUAGAAAUAUUGACAGAGUGAACUAUGAAAAAUUCGACUCCCAUCCCAAGAGAACUUUAGAUAGUAUUGGUGGUGGACAUUUAAUAAAAAGAAGCGAAAAUUUCGGCUUUUAAAUAAAUAUUUAAUUAAUUUUAUAUCUUAAGAAAUGCUGGGAAUAAGUUUGUCUGUAAAAUUUAUUUGUUCAUAAGUGCAUGCACUUACCAAUAAUGUUAAUGUUUUUUCUCUACAAAGCUGACUUUAAAGACAUGAAUCUGGACAAUAUAUACGGAUACGUAAGGUAAAUUUGUAAACUUUGAAGUAGUGACACAUUUUAAUGGUUAUUUCUCAUAUAUGGGAUUUGUAUAUGUAUGUGUACGUUAUUUAUGCAAUAAAUACUAAUCGUUGCUUAUAAUAACACAACGUAAAUAUU
Bactrocera latifrons is the source of this 734-nucleotide messenger RNA. RefSeq lists its product as uncharacterized. The record is from RefSeq and is a predicted model, not a curated record. NCBI's taxonomy places the organism in Eukaryota, Metazoa, Arthropoda, Insecta, Diptera, Tephritidae. The transcript is spliced from 3 exons. The coding region runs from base 58 to 438 and encodes 126 amino acids.